UCCAAUACAUAAAAAUUAUUCUUUCUUCAAUACACAAGAGGGAGCUUUUGCUAAUUUUCAAAUUUAGAGCUCGAGCUUCCUAUCGCUCUUCUUCACGAACGCUCAAGUCGACCAGCCCCCCUUUCAUUUUUCUGUUAUAGCUCAGUUUUCUUGGUGAAAGUCCAUAAUGGAUUAGGAGGCUCAACCAAAUUAACAAGUUCAGCAGUAAAAAAUUGGUGCUUCCCAUCUUUUGGUAAUCAUUCAGUAAAAUGAUUUCUGUUUGUAGAUAUGGCUUUAGAAAUAGUUACAUGAACGGAAACUUCAGUAGGCUCUGUUAUGAACAUUCGUUUCAUCAAUACUUGUCUAACCCGCAAAGGAUGGCUGUUUCUCCAUAUAGUUCGAAUCCAAUUAAUAGCACUUUGAGGCCUAUACAUUAUUUGAGUCAAACCCAAAUUGACCCAGUUCCCAAAAUUGCUUCAAAUGGAUUUCUGGGUAUAUAUGACCGGUUUUUGUUGUAUAACUUUUACUCAACCAAGCCCCCUUCGCGAUCUUUUAGAAGGAGAGAAAGUAAAAGAGUCAAAUCCAGUAAAUCAACUCUUGAUGAAGUCCAAUUUCAAAGGGCCAUAUCCCAGUUGUUGCCUAGAUUCACACCUGAAGAACUUUGCAAUGUUAUAACUCAGCAAGACGAUCCUAUUGUGUGUUUAGAGUUGUUCAAUUGGGCAUCACAACAGCCACGCUUCAAACAUGAUGUUUCUACUUAUCACAUUACGGUAAAGAAACUUGGGGUAGCUAAAAUGUAUGAAGAAAUGGAUGAUGUUGUCAAUCAAGUGCUUGCUAUUUCCUACAUUGGUUCUGAGGCACUUUACAAUUCCAUUAUCUAUUUUUUCACAGAAGCUCGGAAGUUGACUAGAGCUGUCAAUAUAUUUAAACACAUGCAGAAUAGCAGAAACUUGAAUUGCAGGCCUUCAAUUAGGACGUAUAAUAUUCUUUUUACGGCCUUUUUGAGUAGGGGAUCUAAUUCUUACAUAAAUCACAUGUACAUGGAGACCAUUAGGUGCCUGUUUAGGCAAAUGGUGGAUGAUGGGAUUGAACCUGAUAUUUACUCUUUGAAUUCUAUGAUUAAGGGGUAUGUACUUUCCCUUCAUGUCAAUGAUGCACUUAGAAUAUUCCAUCAGAUGGGUGUGGUCUAUAAUUGCUUGCCCAACUCAUUUUCGUAUGAUUAUCUCAUCCAUGGGUUAUGUUCCCAAGGCCGAACAAACAAUGCUAAGCAGCUGUGCAAUGAAAUGAAGAGUAAAGGGUUUAUCCCAAGUAGUAAAUCAUACAACUCGCUUGUGAACGCUUUGGCUCUUAAUGGAGAGGUUGAGGAGGCAGUGAAGUAUUUGUGGGAGAUGAUUGAGAAGCAAAGAUCAGCUGAAUUCAUUACUUAUAGGACAGUGCUUGAUGAAAUCUGCAGACAAGGAAGGGUGGGAGAGGCAAUGAGGUUGUUGAAGGAGUUCCAAGAGAAAGACCUUCUGAAUGGGCAUACUUACAGGAAGCUUCUAUAUGUGCUUGAAGAUGACUAUGGAGAUUCGAGUGCCCACUCUCAAUUCAGAUAAACUGAGUUCUAAAAGUAGCUCUUCUUUUACUGUUGAAGUUAAGCCGUUGCAUCACUACAUAGAGUUUGACAAUCACGAAAAAUGUUGCCAUUUGGUUGAAAAUCAGUUUAGGCAAGAAUAACAUUUUAGCUCACCUCAAACAGUGCUGUUAAGAAAUCAGCACAACCCUCUCUACGAGAGCUUGCUGCCAAAUGUAUUCACUGGCAUCUCUUCCACUGGCACAUGCUCUCGUGGCAUCCUCCUCCUCGUCCAGGAUAAAUCCAAGUGAUCUGGAAGACUCUUUACUCCAAUUGGUCCAAGAGCACCACCAUGCCUCCCUCAGAAUCCACAAUCUCACUGGUUAGUCCCCCAACACUUGUUCUUGGGUUUUUUCCUUUAUAUUGCAAAAGUUCUUAACUAUUGGAAUGAAUUAGUUACUAAUUAAUUAAUUAAGCGUAAUGUAAGUGAUUGUGGCAGAGAAGGCACAGAAUGAAGCCACUAAAAAGGCAGUGUGUGUGGCAGAGCUUCUGGUGGAAGCAGUGUGUGUGGCAGAGCUUCUGGUUGGAAGUUCUUAAAAAGACAAGUAUAAAAAAUCAAGGAUUUUGAGACUGUUUGAUUAUCAGAUAAUCAAUAUGAAGAGAGAAAAUAAAUCCUUUUGGAAUUAUUGAUAACACAACACUGGAAUGAUGAACACCGUUAAGACAAAAAACAUUAGAGCAGCAGGAACACCGUUCUCAAGUUUUGUCCUAUCUUUUGCCAAUAGGUUUUAUGGUCCUCCUAUGCCCUAUUUAAUAUAUGGUAGACACUUACCAGCGCUCUCCUAAGAAUGCUUCGAAAAUGUACGGAAAUUUGAGUCUUUUUUAAUGCACACUCAGAGAAAGAAGUUUGUAAAAGUAAGUUUAGAUUUCUGACAAUUGGCUGUUACCUACACACAUAUGUGACAAAAUGUGGCUGAAGAAAAGGAAAUUUGAGUCUUUUUGAAUGCACACUCAGAGAAAGAAGUUUGUAAAAGUAAGUUUUGAUUUCUGACAAUUGGCUGUUACCUACACACAUAUUGACAAUAUCUGGCUGAAGAAAAGGAAAAUUAUAAGUAUUUGUGAAUAAUAUGAACAAUAA
This is a messenger RNA of Prunus dulcis (almond), 2669 nucleotides long. Its product is annotated as pentatricopeptide repeat-containing protein At2g27800, mitochondrial-like. The transcript is spliced from 3 exons. Lineage: Eukaryota; Viridiplantae; Streptophyta; Magnoliopsida; Rosales; Rosaceae. Gene Ontology annotation, molecular function: protein binding. The coding region runs from base 249 to 1574 and encodes 441 amino acids. The record is from RefSeq and is a predicted model, not a curated record.